GGAAGUAGUACUGCACCCGUACUCCAUUGUACUUGCUAUCUUUCCUUAUCAUAUAGCUAGAUCCGAAAAUGUCGUUCUUACCCUCUCUUUACUUUCUCUUCAUCUUCUUUUACAUUACUUGUACACCAUUCCUUGUUGCUGGUACCACUGCUGCUCGAACUCCUAUUAGUGAUGGAAUGCUUCCAAAUGGCCACUUUGAGCUAGGUCCAAAACCAUCGAACCUCAAGAAAACAGUGAUAAUAGGGAACUACUCGUUGCCCAAAUGGGUAAUCAAGGGCAUAGUCGAGUACGUCUCAGGUGGGCCACAACCAGGUGGGUUCUACUUUGCAGUUCCUCGUGGGACCCACGCAGCAAGGCUUGGGAAUGAAGCUUCGAUAUCACAAUAUAUUACAGUCGAGGCAGGUUCAACCUACUCCCUCACAUUUUCAGCAACAAGAACUUGUGCUCAAGAUGAGAAGCUCGUUAUAUAUGCUGAUGGGCACUCAGGCGAGCUUCCAAUUCAAACGUUGUAUAGUACAGAUGGAGGUGACACUUAUGCUUAUGCUUUUAAGGCUCUUCGCAGCACUGUCAAGGUUACAUUUCACAAUCCAGGGAUUCAAGAGGACCCCACUUGUGGGCCACUCUUAGACGCCAUCGCAAUAAAAAAGAUGACUCCUCUCAAGUAUUCCGCAGGUAAUUUAGUGAAAAAUGGUGAUUUUGAAAUUGGUCCAUAUGUCUUCAAGAACUUCUCAACAGGAGUCCUCCUCCUUCCCAAAAUACAUGACAUAGUAUCCCCACUCCCUGGGUGGAUCAUUGAAUCGCUAAAACCAGUUAAAUACAUAGAUUCAAAGCACUUCAAAGUACCCUCAGGGCUAUCUGGCAUUGAGUUGGUUGGAGGCCGAGAAACAGCCAUUGCACAGAUUAUACGAACAGUUCCUAACAAAUUCUACAGGUUAACAUUCACUAUUGGUGAUGCACAUAAUGGUUGCCAUGGUUCUAUGAUGGUCGAGGCUUUUGCUGCUCGGGAAACCCUAAAACUAAAAUAUGAGUCUCAAGGAAAGGGUGGGUUCAAAACUGGAGUUCUUAAAUUUAAAGCAAUUUCGAAUAGAACUAGACUCACAUUUUAUAGUGCUUUUUAUCACACAAAGCUUCAUGAUUAUGGCCAUUUCUGUGGGCCUGUGUUGGAUGAUGUUCGAGUUUGGUUUUACUAGGUACGAGGUCUAUUUCUCCUCAAAGUAAGAACAUACAAGAACAAAAACAAAUACUAUCAAGACGCGAGAAUGAUCGAUAAUGGCAUGAUUCAUAUAUAUGUAUGUACUGCAUGUCUCUAUGUUUGAGUUUAGCAACUAUUUGAAGAUAAUAUGUUACCU
Molecule: messenger RNA, 1349 nt
Organism: Lactuca virosa
Lineage: Eukaryota; Viridiplantae; Streptophyta; Magnoliopsida; Asterales; Asteraceae
Source: the annotation of a GenBank genome assembly